Messenger RNA from Drosophila subobscura, 2660 nucleotides. RefSeq names its product ceramide kinase. Bases 522 to 2600 code for a protein of 692 amino acids. The transcript is spliced from 4 exons. Lineage: Eukaryota; Metazoa; Arthropoda; Insecta; Diptera; Drosophilidae. The record is from RefSeq and is a predicted model, not a curated record. Gene Ontology annotation, molecular function: kinase activity.
UGUUCGGGCUCGGUCGUGCUCGGUUGCGAGACAAAAAAAUGUUUAAAUAUUAAAUGUGUAUUAACAAAAUUAAAUGUUUAGUUCUGUAUAUUUAUUUAUAUAGUUGUCUGUGAAAUUCUAAAAUAAAUUUCUUGUGGAGCGCAAUAAUCCCUUACCCCCUCUGAGGUUUAAAUCAAUUUCCCUCUUUCCCACGAGCAUACCUAACGGCAACUUUGUUAAUUGUUUUUGCAAACUGCACAGUGUUUUUAAGUAGUUAAAGUACUUGAUGAAAUAAUUAAGUAUUGAUUGUCGCUGUUUUCCCCGUCCUUUAUCUACAUAUGUGCCUGUGUUUGAGUGUCUCUUAAGUGUGCGAAAUUGCAAUGCGUGUCCGUAUUGAAUUUUCUUGAUUUCCCCAACCGCGUCGUAACUGCAUUCAACACUUACAUACAAACAUAUGUAUGCACGUACAUUGUUUUUAUGGAUAUACGGAUACACCUAUUAAAUAGUGCCGACAAAGCCACAGCCAUCGACGGUGAGCAAAGAUGACGCAAAGCAAACAGUCACUGGGGGGGUCAUCCGCCUACGCCCCCUGCUCCUCCAACAACUAUGGAACAUGCUCCUCCACCAGCGCUGCAGUGGCUGGAGACCCUUCACCUUCGCAUGACAUUUUGCUAAACAAUUUCCAGCUUAAGAAAAAGUCCUAUCGAGUGCUGCUGCAUGGCCAACAGCUGGUGUGGGAGCGCAUGCAGAAGGUGAAGCAGUCAAAGAGCAGCCACGAGAUCAAGGCACCGCUGCCCGAGGAUCCGCCCUCACCAGAGGCACACCGGGGCUACGGCCCUAAGAGUCACAUACUCCACUUGGACGAUGUGAUCAGUGUACGGGCGGGAGACACCAAGAUAGCCUCCGUCAAGCCGCCGGAUCCCCAGGCAAUCAAUGGGCCAGGGGAGCAUCAGCCCGACUCCAGGCCCACAUCUCAGUACCUGACCAUCAACUAUGCCCUGCGUCUGACCAAGUCCCAAACGGACUGCAAUCGCUGGGAGCUGCGACGCCUCACGUUCUUCAAUGCGGAUCCGUACAUCGUGCGCCAGUGGGACCAGGAGCUGCAGGCCCGUGUGCACCAGUCGUCGCCCACCCGAAUGCGAGUGCGCCGCCUGCUGGUGUUCAUCAAUCCGUAUGGUGGCCGGAAGGCCGGUUCGCAGACAUAUGAGCGGCACGUCCGGCCCAUAUUCCAGUUGGCGGGGAUCGAUGCCACGUGCAUUACCACCCAGCGGGCGAACCAAGUGCGGGACAUCCUGCUGAGCCACGACCUGAGCUGCUAUGACGCCGUCUGCUGUGUGGGUGGUGAUGGCACUGUGGCGGAGGUCAUCAACGGCCUGCUCUUUCGGCGAAUGCGGGAGCUGGGCCUGGACGAGCAGCGACCCUCGUAUAUACCGCGACCAGAGAUCCCAGUGGGUGUAAUCCCAGCGGGAAGCACGGACACCAUUGCCUACAGCAUGCAUGGGACGGCAGAUGUCCGCACGGCGGCCAUACACGUGAUCCUCGGCCAGCAUCGCGGCCUGGAUGUGUGCAGCGUGAGCAACAGCCAAUCGCUGUUAAGGUUCUGCGCCAGCGUCCUCAGCUACGGCUACCUGGGGGACGUGGCUGCUCAGAGCGAGAACUACCGCUGGAUGGGGCCCACGAGGUACGAGUACAGCGGCGUCAAGGCCUUCAUCUGCAAUCGGGGCUACGACGCGGAGCUGCGGCUGCUGGAGGAGCCGGAUCUGCAGCCCACACCGCUGGAGGAGCAUCUCCCGCAGAGUCCGGACAGUGUGUGCUCUCUGGGCGAAUCUGUGCCCUCCAUUUGCUAUGCCAAUUGUCAGCGCUGCAGCUUCGCCAGCUCCAUACAGGAGCAGCAACGCUCCUCUCUGUUUGUCCGCGAGGAAGACGCUGAAGUCGAGCCGACAAGCAGCGCCGCACUGGAGGAGGCUGACCCAGAGGAGUCGCACCUGACGCCCAGCGAGGCGGCGCUGCUCAGGCCCAGGCCGCGACCCGACAAGCUUCAGCUGCCAGUGGGCUCCGCUCCCUCCAUGAAGAGUCUUGCCUCUGAGCAAUGGAAAGUCAUAAAAGGCAACUUCUUUAUGAUCUGCGGCGCCAAUAUUACCUGUGCCUGUGCACGCAGUCCCAACGGCAUCUCCCGGUAUAGUCACCUGGGCGAUGGCUGCUUGGAUCUGAUUCUCGUCAAGAAGACCUCGCUGCUCAAUAACGUGAGAUUUCUGUUGAAUACAGCCGGCAGAAGCGGAGAUAUCCGAAAUUUGCCGUUUGUGGAGGUCUAUCGCACAAGAAAAUUCCAGUUUAGGACAUUCGCAGCGGCCAGCGAUGAGAGCUACAGCAUUGCAGGCUCUUGCCAGCCGAUAGCAGAGGCGGAGGUCGGCAACAGCAGCAGCGCCUCCUCUGUGUAUUCCAGCUGGAACUGUGAUGGCGAGGUGGUCACCGAUUUGGACAUAACCAUGAGAUCACAUUGUCAGCUUAUUGAGGUCUUCAUGCGUGGCCCACAUUCCUACAGCAAGCCGCUCAAGAGCGGCACUGCCCCCUCAACGCCAGCCAGCUCCAGCGAUAAUGUCUACUGCUGCUGCAAGGACUAGAAUAAGCUUUAAACAUAAGUGUAUCUAAACCUAAACUAAACCAUUUGGCCGUGACAAGUA